CCUUAUUCGCUUUCGGCGGUGCCUGGUGGGCAAGGUUUGGAUGGCUUGUACUUCUAAUCCCGACUGCGAGCCCCUCUUCGGCUGCCCAGCCUUGCGGCUUGCUCCCGUCGAGAUCGCCAUGACUUCAUGUGGCUGACCACUAUUACAGGCGGCGGCGUAGCUCAUCGGUUUCACACAACCCCCCACUGUUGACUUGUCUACCAUGGAUAGACGCGUGCCGAAUGCACCGCCGCUGUUUCUCUUCGUCGUCUACCAGAUCCUAGGACAUCUCAUAUUCGCGCUUGCAAUCUUGCCAACCUUGCUCUUCCGCCUCGUGCUCCACGUCUCGCCCCGGACAAGACCCUAUCCAACAUGGUCCUUGCGCCGGGAUCUCGUCAUUGCAACCGGCCGACUAUAUCUGCUGUGCACCACAUACACAUCCCUGCCUCGGCUCCCAGGAAAUAAGGCAUGGCAGUCCGAUCCGAUAGCACACAAGGCGACCGGGCACGGGACAAAGGUCAAGCUCGUCGAAGUGCCGCCCGCGACGAAGGAGUGGAUCGUCGGUAUCGCCAGCGACAGUGAGGAGGUGGUCAACCCGGUGCCUGUGCCUUGCUUCUGGACGUUCUGUCCUCGGGAAGACCUGAAGGUAGGUGACGAAAGUGCACUAGAUGGCGAACGCGUCAUCUUGUAUAUUGCGGGCGGCUCCUGGGUAAUGGGCCACCCUCAGAGCACGAUGUUCCCCUAUAAGUUUGCAAAGGAAUCGGGGCGGCGCGUCUUUGCUGUCAAUCAUCGGAAGGCCUUGUCACCCGAAACCGCCUUCCCUGCGCAGCUGCAAGAUCUUACGGCAGCGUAUGCAUACCUUCGCUCGCGUGGGUUCGUGCCCGAGAACAUCAUUAUGAUUGGAGACAGCUCCGGCGGACAUCUCGUCCUCGCGCUUUCACGUUAUUUAUCGGAGCUGAGCACCGAACGUCCAACGCUGGAUGUCGGCAUGCCAGGGGCGCUGCUCCUGGUCUCGCCCAGCUGCGACCUGGGGCACGCGCCACACCCGCUGUCGUCGACGGAUUAUCUCGUUCCGUAUCUGAACAACCGCGCGUACCCGUCGCUGUCCCGACACUACCCGCCGGGCGCGCGCGGUGCGAACCCCUACUUCAGUCCGGCCGUGUGCGGGACGUUCCGGUACCUGGCCGCAGCACAGGCGGCACAGCGGCUCGUGGUCUGGAUCCAGUAUGGCUCCGUCGAAAACCUGGAGAAGGACAUUGCAAGGCUGGUGCAGCGGAUGCGCGAAGACGGCGUGGUGGCGGACGUGGAUCUGAUCGAGGGAGGGGUGCAUCUGGACGCAGGGAUCGCAUAUGCGCUGCGCGAGCGCGGCGAGAACAGCAGCUGGGUGCGCCUGAUUGAGGCUGUGAAGCGGUAUGCAUGAGAUAACGAGCUUCGCGGGUGCUCUCGGCCUCUGGCCUUGCGAGGAUCCCUGCAUUCGUCCUCUGGUUUUACUUUGGGCUACAGUACAGUAAUACACGUUU
Messenger RNA from Phanerochaete carnosa HHB-10118-sp, 1499 nucleotides. RefSeq lists its product as uncharacterized. Lineage: Eukaryota; Fungi; Basidiomycota; Agaricomycetes; Polyporales; Phanerochaetaceae. Gene Ontology annotation, molecular function: hydrolase activity. The record is from RefSeq and is a predicted model, not a curated record. The coding region runs from base 203 to 1399 and encodes 398 amino acids. The transcript has 4 exons.